Molecule: messenger RNA, 2522 nt
Organism: Micropterus dolomieu (smallmouth bass)
Lineage: Eukaryota; Metazoa; Chordata; Actinopteri; Centrarchiformes; Centrarchidae
Product: sulfhydryl oxidase 2-like
Exons: 5
Coding region: 316-1344 (342 amino acids)
Biological process (GO): protein folding
Cellular component (GO): Golgi membrane
Molecular function (GO): protein disulfide isomerase activity; flavin-dependent sulfhydryl oxidase activity
Source: RefSeq, a predicted model, not a curated record
GGUUUAAAGUCGUGGAGCCGUUACCAUAGAAACUCCACCCGAUCCUGCCAUAAAUCAGUAUUUGUCGCGUGUUAAUAACUGUUACUGGGUAGUUUUUUAUUCUACAAUCACACGUGUUUACUUUAGUUUGGAGGCCGUCGUGUGAAUCCCGCUCGGAGUGAGACGUCUGCUCUCUGCUGAAAAACACACGUAGCCGCUCUCAUGUCUGCGCGGCGCUCUCUGCUCGUUUUCGGCAGAACCUCUCCAGCUGUCUGACGGUCCGCUCUCGGCUCGGCUCGGCUCGGCUCGGCGUGUGUCUCUAUCCGGACCGCAGGGAUGCUCCGGUCCUGGUUCAAAGCGGCGGCGGUCUGCCUCUGGCUCUUCCCCGGGUGUGUGGCGGCCGCCGCCCGGCUGUACACGGAGGAGGACCCGCUGGUGAUCCUGAGCAGCGGCAGCCUGAAGUCCUCCGUGACGAACUCGUCCUCGGCCUGGCUGGUCCAGUUCUUCUCCUCCUGGUGUGGACACUGCAUCCAGUACUCCAGCACGUGGAAGGCCCUGGCCCAGGACGUCAAAGACUGGCAGCAGACCAUCAGCGUGGCCGUGCUGGACUGCGCUCAGGAGGAGAACUUCGACGUCUGUAAAGAGUUCAGCAUCAAGUUCUACCCAACCUUCAAAUAUUUUCGGGCUCACAGUCCAGAGACAGACAGAGGGACGACCUACAGAGGUGAGACACUCUCACGCCUCCUGUCUUCACCUCCUGUCUCACGCCUCCUGUCUUCACCUCCUGUCUCACGCCUCCUGUCUGAAUACCUGUCUUCCUGUUCUCUGAGUGACGACCCCCUCUUCCCUAAAGCUCCGUGGCCGAGCCCCUCCCUCUGCUCCUCCUGCCAUGAGGAGAAAAAUGGCGUCCACGUCUGGAACCACGACAACGUCCUCCUCUUCCUCCGACAUCACUACGGCGCCUCCAAUCUGUCUCCCAAAUACUCGCUGACUCCCCCGCGACUCCCCGAAUCUCCUCCUGAUCCUGAUCCAGUACAGACCGGCCCGCCUCAGGAGGAGCACCGAGGAGGAGAGAAAGAGAAGAAGGAGCCGGAGAGGAAAGCCGAGGAGAAGCCGGAGCCUCGACCGGGACCCCACGCUCUGAGGGGGGAGGAGAGGGGGGAGGUUCUGGGUGUGGGGGGAGGAGGUGGAGCAGCAGCAGCAGGAGGAGGUGUCUGGAUUCUGGGUCUGGGUUUUAACAGCGUGGACAUGAGUCUGUGUGUGGUCCUCUACGUCUCCUCCUGCCUCUUCCUCAUGCUCCUCUUCUUCUUCUUCAAAGUCCGAUCCAGAAGGUGGAAACUCCGCCACUCCCGCCUCCAUGUGUGACCCAGACCAGGACCAGACCGCUUUAUCCAGGACCAGCUCGAGUUCCAGUCAGGUCCAGGUCUGGUAGGGGCGUAUGAAGCGGAUCUUUGUGGUGGUUCAGCCUUUUCAGCCGGCUGCUGCUGGUUUCUAAACUACAUUAAUGGCGUCCCGUGUUCAGCUGCGUGAGGUCACAGGAGGCCCUGCAGACGCCGUCCAGUCCGCCAGACUAGAUUUAGAACUGGGCCGACCGUCUGCCCGAUCAGCUGUCGUUUAGUUUGAGGCCAGCUGGUUGGUUGGAUUUCUAACCUGUGAAAAAGAGAACUUGGCUGCAGGAGGAUCUUCGAGCACAAACUGCCUUCCUGUCGGCGAGAACCGUCGUCAUCUUUCAAUAAAUGUUAUCAGAAGUGUCGGCGUGUCCAGAGUAAAUAUUAAAGGUGCUCCCCGUACCAAGCCCUGAACCGGAUCACUCUGGACUGGAUUUGUGGAUUUUAGUGGCUCAGAUGUGGAACCUGGUCUGCAUUUGUUUUAUUUAAACCGGACGCUAAAGGUCUGGAUUUAUUUAUUUUUACAUUUGAAACUCAAACUGUGUCCCGUGAGCAGGUCUGUGUUCAGACCUGGACUGAACCGGAUGGUCUGGAUUUAAAAGUCCCUGAACUCCACAGGAGGGACGUGGACAUGAUGGACCAGCAGGACGCUGAGCCUGACAUGGACCAGACCUGUACCGGUUCUGCUGUGUUCACUUUGUGCCAAAUGUUUAACCUGCUGACGGUAGACUCACCUGUCCUCUCAGGCCCCGCCUCCUCCUCUGUGUGCAGGUGUGUUUGUUCUUCUUUAAUUAAACUGUGAGACACGGAGCCGUCCUGAUGGAUCUGGACAGAUACUGAAUUUAAAAAACCUGGUAAUGAAACAUCAGCUGAUACCUGAUCAAGAAGGGUCCUUUAAAAACCCAGAUAUGUGCAGGGUGGGACGUUUAAAGGCCCCGUUCUGUUAACGAUAUUUUAAAUGUUCAGAUUAAACGAGCGUCAGUGGAAACUGCAAACAGCUCAGUUUUAAUAAAUUUGAGUAAAAGGAAACUCCCUCGUGUGUGAAAAUGUUUUUAUUUUUUUUAUUAAAUGUGAACAUUAAUAAGAAGUGUUGUGAGUUGUGGGCGAGCCGCUGUUACCAGUGUUAGGUUGAAUAAAAUUUGAUCAUUAAAUUAC